Molecule: messenger RNA, 3953 nt
Organism: Argiope bruennichi
Lineage: Eukaryota; Metazoa; Arthropoda; Arachnida; Araneae; Araneidae
Product: protein spitz-like
Exons: 7
Coding region: 292-1065 (257 amino acids)
Biological process (GO): epidermal growth factor receptor signaling pathway
Molecular function (GO): epidermal growth factor receptor binding; receptor ligand activity
Source: RefSeq, a predicted model, not a curated record
UGCUCUUCGUUCGUGCCACUCUCAGGAUUACAGUAUUUGCUCGUCAUCGCACUGCAAUGCUGUCAUUGCGCCGCGUGUUGUUAUGCCCCUGAAACGAGUCAUAAUGCGUGCCGGUGUACCUUGGUCAAUUCUACUAUUCAAACAUGGAUUUUCGGGAGAUUUUCUGCUCGCCUCCUAGUUGGAAUUAGACUUUCAAAAGUGCUGCCCUGUGGAUCUUAUCUAUUUUUCAUUUUUUUCCCCCCGCAUUGCUGCCGCCGAUUUUGUGUGUGUGUGUGUGUUUUCUUUUUCAUUAUGAAGAAGAGAAGCGGUGCGGAACGCAAUGUUUCGCCCUGCCCUUCCGGUCUGAUGCCGGACAUGUCGGUCGACGACGAAAAGACCUGUGCUUUCAAAGAUGUGCGAUGGUGGUGCCGGACUCAAUGUCAAAGGUGGCUGGAAGAGUCAGCAUUCCGUAUCUUAGUAAUAAUGCAUCAUCCAACAUUACUCCUGGUGCUCUACGUGUCCACCAUCUUAAGGAUAGUAGGAGCAUGUUCGUCGCGUUCCACGCCGCGACCAAGACCGCCCCCGCAACCUACGAUGAGGCCAAAUAUCACAUUCCAGACCUAUGCAUGUCCAGAGGCCUAUGCCAAGUGGUACUGCCUCAAUGGAGCGACGUGCUUUUCUGUUAAAAUUGGAGAAUCCAUUCUCUAUAACUGCGAGUGCGCAGAUGGGUUCGUGGGACAAAGAUGCGAAUUUAAAGAUCUAGAAGGUUCUUACUUAGCGUCCCGACAGCAAGUGAUGAUAGAGACUGCCAGCAUCGCUGGAGGAGUCACGCUGCUCAUCAUCAUACUGGUGGUUGUGUCGGUUGCCGUAUAUGUUCAUUACAAGAAGCGACGGAAAGAGCAGAUGCACCCUGUCACUCCUGUUUCCCAGUCUUACAAGCCUUUCAGUGCCUUCCGCGAGUCUGAUGGCUUUGUUGAAGACAGGACAAUAGACAUGAAUGAUCCAGAAUCGGGUCACAGGGAGCACCACAGGGUCGUGGACGCCGCAGUGCACUCUGCAUCAAGCAGAGCGAGGACUUCUCUGUAACAGAACUUUUUCAAAUGUGAAAAAAGCAAAGACAUCUAUUUGUUAGGAAAACAAGUGGAAUUCCCGGAAAAGCCGCUUCUCGUUGAGCCAAGUGGUUUGUACAGAAAUGAAUGAAGCUUGGCCGAGUGGUUGGCGUACUGGGAUUUGAGUAUCAUUGGAGUGGAGAAUACCUAGUCUGAACACACGUUGGCAGAGAAAGAGAUAUUCAACCAGCAGUACUUUUUCUUUUAUUUCUUAUAACGAAUCAGCUUCAAGAAAUACUGCUUGAAUUUAUAUCAUUGCUUAUGAGCUUUCGAAACUGUCAUAGACUGUACUGUGAAUACUCCUUGCAGCUCAAACUUAACAAUAAAGCCUACAUGAACAGUGCAUCCUUUGAACAAUAAUUCCAUUCGUGCUUCAUCUUCAGCCGAUUUUUGUUUUCGCAGGUUCAAUAAUGCUUCCCCCCCCCCAGACCUUGCAGCAUCGACUUGCCAAAACUACUAAUGAUUCUUUGGAGCACUCGUGGAUAUUUUAUGUAUACGAUUUAUGUGCCUUAAUGUUUUGUGGUAAUUUGUUCUUGCGUGCGCUCUCCGCAUCAACAUUUGUGCCGGUUCCUUUCAUAGGCCUACGUUUAUGUUCAUUUAAUAAUAAUUUUAUCCUAAAAUGCAUCUCUAUCUGAAUGUCUUUUUUUAAGACAUGACAGAAAAAGUUAUUUUUCUCUCUGUAUCAUUGCUGUGUGGCAGCUUUUUUUCUUUUUAUGAUCAAGAUUUUUUAAAGCCUAGGGGACUGAUUUUAUUGAAAAAUAACCCUUGUGAAUAGUAGCAAUAUAUCAUUUUUAUGCAGUUACCCUAAUGUAUUUUACUGAACUAAAUAUUUUUAAUGUUGAUUUGAUGGAAAUAUUUUUUAUAAGUGGGAAGAGAUGUGAUUAAGAAAAUACCUUUACCUUGUAGGUAAAUCUUGAUUUUUUUUCCUUUAUAAAGAACCCUAUAUAUAUAUAUAUAAUAUAUAUAUAUAUAUAUUAAAGUGCAGCUAUGAAAGUGAGUUUUUUUAAAGGCCGCAAGCACUCGUUUCAACAUUCAGUAUUCCGCAAUGUGUAAUAAAGUUUUGCUGUAGUGGGAAACAUUCCGGUGUGUUGCGAGUGCUGAAAUUCCUUGAUAUAUUUCAAUUCUUUCUUUCCUCGCGCUUCUCAGGUAUAGAAACUGUUCUUAAUUAGUUCUGCAGUGGACACUUCGGACUUUUAUGGAAAUUGACAUUUUUUGCCCUUUCUUUUAUGGGCAACCAUCUUACCUCAGUAGCUAGUGAUUCUUUUGAAAGCAGUUAAUAUUUUCAAAAAUAAAUGCAUUUAUCACUGUUUAUUGAAAGGAAAUUCAUAUAUUUUAUUUAUAAAGUUUACUAAUUGGAUGGAGAAGGAAGUUCUGAAAUGGUUCAUGUUGAAGCAGCUACUGUAUAUAUAUAUAUUACCUUGAUGAUAUGACAAAGGAAAUUUUUAAAUGUUUAUACAAACAUACCCACACUUUCUUUGGCAGCUAAAAAAAUUUACCUACAUGUAUUAUUAUUUUUAAAAAAACGAGAUAAAUAAAUGCAUUUAUUAUAUCUAUUAAUUUUGUUUAAAAUAAAUGACUUGCCUCUAAUUAAAAAUUAUGAAUUUAUGAUAUAAGAUAUUAAUGUAUUGUAUUUUCUCAAAAAACUUUAUAUUUAGUUGCAUAAAUAUAUCAUAAUCAAUCUUUUAAGAAAAUUGUUUGACUUUGAAAUUUUAAAAGUUUUAGUUACUUAAAUGUUUUCUCAAGAAAUAUUUUUUCAGUCAUUUUUUUUUUUUUUUUUUCUUCCUGUUGUAUUUUCUUUCCCAGGUGGAGAUUUUAUAAGAAGUUGUUGCAAUGAUAUUCCUUUCUAUGUAUGUAAGGUUUUUGCAAAUAUCAAAUUGCAUUUUAUGUGUAGAUAUGUAAAUAAAAGAAAUAAGCAAUGUAGAUUCCGAAACCAGCAUAGCUGGUUUCUGAUAUGAGCUUCUAAGUGCAUCCAUGAAAUAUGUGAAGAUUAUAUCUUCAAUAAAAUUUUUUCUUUGAAAAUUGUUUUUGUCCUAUAUUGUAUCAAAAAUUACUUUAAUAACGAGAGAGAGAAAAGAUCAUCCAUUUAAAAUUUAGUUUUGUUCCCAUAGUCUUCUUGUGUAUCAUGGAUGCCUUAAAGCUCGAUAAUGUUUUAAAUUUUGUACAUAAUUUAUUAUAAUUUAUGAUACAUGGUGCAGUUUUGUGAAAGGCUGUGCCAUCAUUUCAACAUAUUGUCCUAGUUCCUAUUUCAGUUUUAAUGUUUUCUACCAAGACAGUGUUAAUGAAAUAUUGUGAAACUGCAUAAAAUCCAAUGAAAAGGUGUGCAAAAGAAUAUUUUUUUACAUCUUCCUUUAAAAUAAGUCUCUACAUGAGCUUUUUUCGUCUUGCACUUGGCAUCUCCAAUAAAGCUGCAUGCUUUUCUAUAAUGAUGUACUAUGAAAAGUUAAUCUAGUCGUUUUGCAGUGGUUUAUGGAUUCUACUGAUGCUUUGUUUUAUUUUCUAUCGAUACCACUGAUUCAUAUGUCUAAACCUUGUCUCUUAUAUUUUGGUGUUACUUGAUUUUUUUUUUUUUUUUUUUUUUCCAAUAUGUCGAUAAAUUUAUUUAAAUAUCCUCUACAGUGCCUUCUUUCGAAGUACGUCUUCCUCUGUGAAAAUAUACACUGAGUAUAUGUGCAAAACUCAGUUUUGUAUAUAGUAAUUUUAAGGGUGGAUCUUUUUUUUUUUUUUCUUGUGUAAUAUAAACUUGAAAUACCUCUUAUGAAAAGACCAAAGUGUAAUUGUGUAUCCUUUAAUUUAAUGCUUAAGUUAUAAGAUUAUUUUCUUUGGACACUUGUUGUGUGAUUUUUUUUUUUUUUUUUGAAAAAAAUC